UCGACACAGACUACACAGAAAAAACGUGCAGUAUACGCGCGCCUUUCACUGGAGGGGAUACAAUACACACAUCUUAUGUGGGGUUUUAAGCGGAUGUGCUUGCUAUAAUGUACAUAUACCUUUCGACUCGUAUACCUCAUCACGUAUAUCACGUACUUGUUCGUGAGAAUUAGGCCUACUACCUCGGCAGAUUCGUGUAAUAAGGUUUUUUUUUAUCUAAACACCACAUGACUUGAUAUCACUCAUCGUUCCAAAAGUGAGUUGUAGGCGAUUCUGUAAAACGGUCAUCACAGGAAGAAUUUGCUAUCCGGACAAUCUUAGAGUAACCAGACUAAGGGACAAUAUAGCAGAGAUCGUCUAGGACCUACUUGAUUGAGAUGAACUCGGUUUUCCAUACUGAUCUGGAUGAGACGGUCCUGUUUCAGCAAUGGAAAACCACGUCAAUAAAGGACAUCGCGCUGACAUGCGUGGCAGUCUUCUUCCUCUCAGCGGCCACUGAAGCACUUAGGGCGGUCAGGAUGUUCCUUAGCUCGAAAUACAUCGAAAAAGUGACACAGAGAGAAGCAUCUGCUUAUGAAAUGAGGGCGGGAAGCGGGAAUUGGCAAGAAAUAGGCGAGACCGAAGGACAAGGUCACCGUCAGAAAGAUUUCCCCGAGUCCACGACUACUGAACAGAGCCCCUCAUAUGGACCAUCGCGGGAUGCACCCAAAGAUGCAAACGACAUUUCUAAACAAGAUACAGAUUUAAGCAACAUCAAUCUCACCCUUUCAAGAGAUGUUACUUCAGUGUGCAGGCAUGCUUACAGCAGGACAACUAGACGAUGGAUCCAUCUUCUCUGUUCCUUACUCUUCCUUUUACAAACUGUAUUAUCGUGGCUAGUGAUGCUUGUCUUCAUGACGUUCAAUGUAUGGCUGUGUUUAUCAGUUGUUGUGGGAUUUGGUGUAGGGUACUUCUGCUUCGCCACGUUAAGAAUUCAUAGGCCAUGACAAGGAACCAAGUUCUGCACAACUAGUAUUUAACGAGCAAGCAUAUAUGUAGUAGUCUGACUUUGUCUCUGUAUCUGCUAUUUUGCAGACGGUUUGCCUUUAAAGGCCGACACUGUUCAUAGAAAAUUUGAAAUUGAAUUUGAAAUUUUCAAUUGUGUAAAAAUUACGUAAUGAAUACAACUUUUAAAGUCCUAAUAGAAUUUUCAUUUUUUGGAUCUAUUAGGACUUUAACAGUGCUGUUCUGUCUACUCGUCAUUGGCAUUGGCAAGAAACUGAUUGCACAGCACAAAAAUAUGUUUUUAACAAAUUAAAGAUAUACACAGGAUGGUAUUUGUAUUUUAC
Lineus longissimus is the source of this 1328-nucleotide messenger RNA. RefSeq lists its product as uncharacterized. Bases 378 to 986 code for a protein of 202 amino acids. The record is from RefSeq and is a predicted model, not a curated record. Gene Ontology annotation, cellular component: plasma membrane. NCBI's taxonomy places the organism in Eukaryota, Metazoa, Nemertea, Pilidiophora, Heteronemertea, Lineidae. Gene Ontology annotation, molecular function: copper ion transmembrane transporter activity. Gene Ontology annotation, biological process: copper ion transmembrane transport. The transcript is spliced from 5 exons.